AUGUCCUUAACCUUAUUUCGGAUAGUUUUCCUUGUAGUUAUCCUGCUAAGUGUCUCUUUUGCUGACGAGACACAUCCUCAUAUCGUUAUUCAUGGAGGAAAAGAUAGUGGUGCGAAUAAUACAACACCAUCCGCAGGAAAACAAUCCAUAUCAGGAGACAUUAGACCCAUGAUUCUUUUUUCUCAUGAUGAUAGUGAUGAUAAUGAUGGUAUUGGCAGGACUUUGGAUGAUGAUAGUGAUGAACAUCAUUGGGGACAUGGAAAUUACAAUAGAAUAUACAAAGAAAUGUCAGAAGCUAAAUAUGGAUCUUUCAACGACGAUUGUAGUGAAUCAUCAUUCCCAUAUGAUGACAAUCUUUACUGGAACAGGUAUGAUCAUAAAGGUUACAAUGGAAGAAUGAAACGCCGUAUCAUUUUCAUCGAUGGAUGCACUGGCAAACCAUUCCCUGGGCAACAGAUCGAAUUGCAAGAGAAUGACCAGAUCCGACAAUCCAAAAAAACUUGA
This is a messenger RNA of Halteromyces radiatus, 504 nucleotides long. RefSeq lists its product as uncharacterized. The record is from RefSeq and is a predicted model, not a curated record. The coding region runs from base 1 to 504 and encodes 167 amino acids. The transcript has a single exon. NCBI's taxonomy places the organism in Eukaryota, Fungi, Mucoromycota, Mucoromycetes, Mucorales, Cunninghamellaceae.